Molecule: messenger RNA, 5939 nt
Organism: Salvelinus fontinalis (brook trout)
Lineage: Eukaryota; Metazoa; Chordata; Actinopteri; Salmoniformes; Salmonidae
Product: FRAS1-related extracellular matrix protein 2-like
Exons: 18
Coding region: 100-3453 (1117 amino acids)
Biological process (GO): cell communication
Cellular component (GO): membrane
Source: RefSeq, a predicted model, not a curated record
UUCAUCUCUCUCUCAUCCCAAUCUCUCUCUCCUUGUCUCUGUACUGUAGCUGGUGUGGACUACGUAGGGAUCAGUCGUAACCUGGACUAUGCCCCAGGGAUGAACCAGCAGACCUUCAGGCUGACAAUCCUGGAUGACCUGGGUCAGCCGGUGCUGGAAGGGCCAGAGACCUUCGAGCUGGUCCUCUGCAUGCCGGUGAAUGGCAUUCUGGGAGAACCGGGCAAGACCAUCGUCUUCAUCAACGACUCCGUCUCCGACCUGCCCAAGGUCCAGUUCCAGGAGGCGUUGUAUACGGGGGAGGAGAGCGACGGUCGUAUCCCGGCAACAGUGUACCGUAGCGGUGACAUCAGCUACAAGUCCACCGUGCGCUGCUACACCCGACAGGGGUCAGCUCAGGUCACCACAGACUUCCAGGAACGACCCAACACGGACGUAUCCAUCAUCACGUUCCUGCCAGGGGAGGCGGCACAGAAGUGUGUGUUGUCGCUGGUCGAUGACACAGUCCACGAAGAGGGGGAGGAGCUUCGACUGGUCCUGGGGAACCACAAGAGCGAAUCACCGUUCGGGGCGUCGGUCGGAGAGCUGAAGGAGACCACCAUCCUGAUUAAAGAUACUGCUGACAAGUCUAUCAUCAAGUUUGGAGAGACCGAGUUCAGUGUGAGUGAGCCAAAGGAGGCAGGCUCUGUUUCCUCGCUGAAGAUUCCAGUGCUGCGAUUGGGCGACACCUCAAAGUUGUCAGUGGUCCGUGUUCACACCAAGGACGAGUCAGCUACCUCAGGAGAGGACUACCAUCCUGUCUCAGAGGAUGUUAAGUUUAAGCCUGGGCAGACGGAGCACGUUGUCGAGGUGGAGGUGUUGUAUGAUGGAGUCAGAGAGAUGAGAGAAGUCUUCACCGUUCACCUGAAACCUGACGACAACAUGGUGGCCGAAAUGCAGAUGAUUAAGGCCGUGGUGUACAUCGAGGAGACCAGCGGAGUGGCCGACGUCGCCUUCCCCUCCCUGCCUCACGUGGUGUCACUGCUGCACUACGAAGCCAUCAGCAAGACAUCUCAGAAGCUCCACCCUCCUGCUGGCUACCCCAUUGUCUGUGUCACCGCCUGUAACCCUAAGUACCCUGACUACGACAAGACAGGCUCCAUCUGCGUCAGCGAACACAUCAACAACACGCUGACGCGCUACCGCUGGCUCGUCAGUGCCCCUGCUGGCCCGGAGGGUGUCACUACACCCAUGAGAGAGGUGGACUUUGAUACCUUCUUCACCUCCUCCAAGAUGAUCACCCUGGACUCUGUCUACUUCCAGGCCGGCUCCAGGGUGCAGUGUGCUGCCAGGGCUGUCAACUCUAACAAAGACGAGGGACUGGAGCUCAGCAGUCCCAUAGUUACUGUUAGUCUGGAGGAAGGUAUGUGCCAGCCUCGUAAGGUGGGCACGGUGGGCGCUGGGCCCUUCUCUGCCAAGCUACGCUACACCGGAGCAGAGGACACAGACCAUCCCAACCUCCUUAAACUCACUGUUGCCAUGCCACACAUUGAUGGCAUGCUACCAGUCAUCUCAACCCGUCCUCUGUCUAACAUGGAGCUCACCCUCAGCCCUGACGGUACUCGUGUUGGCAACCACCGCUGCUCCAACCUGCUAGACUACAGCGAGGUCACCACGGGUCACGGCUUUAUCACCCCAAUGGCGAGAAACGCGGAGAGCGUGAGCGACACCUUCCCCUACCAGCACAGCACCCCAAUGCGAGGGGACGACACAUUGCGUUUCUAUGAGAACCUCAACCUAGAGGCCUGUCUAUGGGGGUUCACCAGUUACUAUAACAUGUCUGAACUACUCACCGACUGUGGAGGGACCAUCAGGACAGACGGACAGGUGCUGAAUCUGGUCCAAUCGUACGUGACUCUGCGUGUUCCACUGCACGUGUCAUACGUGUUCCACUCCCCGGUGGGUGCGGGGGGCUGGCAGCAUUUUGACCUGCAGUCUGAGCUCCGCCUCACCUUUGUGUACGAUACUGCUAUACUGUGGAAGGACGGCAUCGGGAGCCCACCGCAAGCUGAGUUACAGGGUGCCCUGUACCCCACCAGUAUGCGUAUCAACGAGCAGGGUCGUCUGGUGGUCAACUUUAAAACCAAGGCUCGCUUCAGAGGUCUGUUUGUAGAGGCCAACUUUGAAGGCAGGAUCAAGAGUACAGCAUCCUCUCUGUCAUCCAUGGUGAUGUGUGAAGACAACCCUGGCCUGACCUUUAACCUCAGCCUGGUGAGGAGUGAAGCCACCUACAACCAGCCUGUCCAGCAGUGGACAUUCAUAUCAGACUUUGCUGUGCAUGACUAUUCUGGUACAUACAGAGUGAAUCUGAUUCCCUGUACUACAGCCCAGAACAUGGAGUACACCGUCCCCCCUGUCUGUAACCCCAGAGAGCCUGUCACCUUCCACCUGGACAUACGCUUCCAACAGGUCAGUGAACCAGUAUCAUUAGAGUUCAGUCUCAACACUCAGAUAUUCCUGCUGUCCAAGAGGAACCUAUGGCUGUCUGACGGAUCCAUGGGCUUCGGACAGGAGAGCGACGUGGCCUUCUCAGAGGGUGAUACUAUCUACGGUCUUGUGAUGGUGGACCCUGUUCAGAACCUGGGGGACUCUUUCUUCUGCAACAUAGAGAAGGUGUACCUGUGCACCGGCGCGGAUGGAUACGUGCCAAAGUACAACCCCACUAACUUUGAGUUUGGAUGUCUGGCUGAAUCUCCCUCUCUGCUCUACCACUUCAAGAUCUUAGACAAGGCCCAGCCCGAGACUCAGGCCCGUGGGUUUGGUGACGUGGAAUUUAAUGCAAUGUUGGCUGCAGACGACCCCUCAGCUCUCUCUCUGGUCAGACAGCCUGGAACAGACGGAUUCAGACUGGACUCUACGGCCAUGUUCCAGGUGGCUGCGGGUCGUGAGUGGUUCAUCCACACCAUCUACACCAUCCGCUCCAUAGACAACGCCAACCACGGCAUCGGCAAGAGGAGCUUCGAGUACCACCACUCCCUGGUCGCCACGGGCAACGACCUCUCCAUUACCCCCGGGGUCAAAGGUCAAGGUCACCGUGUGAGGAGGUCAGCCAGUGGAUUGGUCGGAGCGGCUGUCCCCGACGUGGCCGAUGACAUUGGAGCAGACAACAACCGUGGCACCAACAUCAUGCACAUCGCCUUGGACCGUACCAAGAGGAGGGCGGCAGCGGGGGUGGAGCUGUACGCCGACCGUCUGGAACCAAGAGAGCUGAGCAGGGGGGAGGGGGAGGAGGGGUUGCCGACGGUGGUGGGGGGACUGGUGGGAAUGCUGCUCACCUUCCUCCUCAUCAUCAUCCUCGUCCUGGUGGUCUGGUACAGACAGAAGGAGGAGAGGAAAGAGAGGGUGAGGGGGUCGGCGAGCACGGAAGCAAUGAUGGUGGCGAGGAUGGACGACUGCAGCAACAGCUCAGAGGUCUAAGAGAGAUGGACGGAUUGAAAAAAAAUAAACAGAGUUUUGAGGAGUCUUUGAGCUUUUGUAAUGUGUGUGUCCCCCCCCAUGAUUUUUGUACACUGUUACUGGAGGAUUUUUGAAAGCUCCAUCUCGUGGCUGCUCAGUAAGUCAAGUGAUUGAAAAGCUUCAUCCUUGUAUAUUUAAACUCUCCCAUUUAAAACACCUAUAAAAGAAUAACUGUGCUGCAAUCAGUUUUGUGGUUUUAAAGACAGCUCCUCCUUUUGUUAAAUGUCAUGGUUUUACUUUUCCUUGUAGCUGUUGUGUUGCAAGUGCCUCAAGCAGCUACACAUAGACCAAUGGGCGCUCUCCUUAAACAGCUAUCUAGAGUCUUGACCAAUGGGCGCUCUCCUUAAACAGCUAUCUAGAGUCUUGACCAAUGGGCGCUCUCCUUAAACAGCUAUCUAGUGUCUUGACCAAUGGGGGCUCUCCUUAAACAGCUAUCUAGUGUCUUGACCAAUGGGGGCUCUCCUUAAACAGCUAUCUAGUGUCUUGACCAAUUGGGGCUCUCCUUAAACAGCUAUCUAGUGUCUUGACCAAUGAGGGCUCUCCUUAAACAGAUAUCUAGUGUCUUGACCAAUGGGAGAGCUACUUCAACAGCUAUCUAGUGUCUUGGCCAAUGGGAGCCCUCCUUUAACAUAUAGCUAGAGUCUUGACCAAUGGGAGCUCACCACCAACAUAUAGCUAGAGUCUUGACCAAUGGGAGCUAUCCUUCAACAGCUAUCUAGUGUCUUGACCAAUGGGAGCUCUCCUUCAACAGAUAUCUAGUGUCUUGGCCAAUGGGGGCUCUCCAUCAACAGCUAUCUAGUGUCUUGACCAAUGGGAGCUCUCCUUCAACAUAUAGCUAGAGUCUUGACCAAUGGGCGCUAUCCUUCAACAGCUAUCUAGUGUCUUGACCAAUUGGAGCUCUCCUUCAACAUAUGGCCAGAGUCUUGACCAAUGGGAAUUCUCCUUCAACAGCUAUCUAGUGUCUUGGCCAAUGGGAGCCCUCCUUUAACAUAUAGCUAGAGUCUUGACCAAUGGGAGCUCACCACCAACAUAUAGCUAGAGUCUUGACCAAUGGGAGCUAUCCUUCAACAGCUAUCUAGUGUCUUGACCAAUGGGGGCUCUCCUUCAACAGCUAACCUAGUGUCUUGACCAAUGGGAGCUCUCCUUCAACAUAUGGCUAGAGUCUUGACCAAUGGAAGUUCUCUUUCAACAGCUGUCUAGUGUCUUGACCAAUGGGAGAGCUCCUUCAACAGCUAUCUAGUGUCUUGGCCAAUGGGAGCCCUCCUUCAACAGAUAUUUAGUUUAUUAACCAAUGGGAGCUCUCCUUCAACAGAUAGCUAGUGUAUUGACCAAUGGGAGCUCUCCUUCAACAGACAUUUGGUGUCUUGACCAAUGGGAGCUCUCCUUCAACAGAUAUCUAGUGUCUUGACCAAUGGAAGCUCUCCUUCAACAGAUAGCUAGAGUAUUGACCAGUUGGAGCUCUUCUUCAACAGAUACCUACAGUCCUGACCAAUGGGAGCUAUCCUUCAACAGAUAUCAAGUGUAUUGACCAAUGGGAGCUGUCCUUCAACAAAAAUUAGUGUCUUGACCAAUGGGAGCUGUCCUUCAACAGAUAUUUAGUGUCUUGACCAAUGGAAGCUCUCAUUCAACAGAUAGCUAGUGUCUCCACCAAUGGGGAGUUCUCAUACAACAGAUAGCUAGUGUCUCCACCAAUGUUGAGUUCUCAUACAACAAAUAGCUAGUGUCUCGACUCAUGGCUGGGGAACUCUCAUUCAACAGAUAGCUAGUUUAUUGGCCAAUGGGGAGCUCUCAUACAACAGAUAACUAUUGUCUCCACCAAUGGGGACACCUCGUUCAAUAGAGCGCACAUUUUAUAGAAGGGCAACAAUACGUACAGAUGGCAUGUUGCUGCUGGAUUGUUUAUAAUAGCAAUAAGGCACAAGGGAGUGUGGUAUGUGGCCAAUAUACCACGAUAAGGCACAAGGGAGUGUGGUAUGUGGCCAAUAUACCACGAUAAGGCACAAGGGAGUGUGUUAUGUGGCCAAUAUACCACGAUAAGGCACAAGGGAGUGUGGUAUGUGGCCAAUAUACCACGAUAAGGCACAAGGGAGUGUGGUAUGUGGCCAAUAUACCACGAUAAGGCACAAGGGAGUGUGGUAUGUGGCCAAUAUACCACGAUAAGGCACAAGGGAGUGUGGUAUGUGGCCAAUAUACCACGAUAAGGCACAAGGGAGUGUGGUAUGUGGCCAAUAUACCACGAUAAGGCACAAGGGAGUGUGGUAUGUGGCCAAUAUACCACGAUAAGGCACAAGGGAGUGUGGUAUGUGGCCAAUAUACCACGAUAAGGCACAAGGGAGUGUGGUAUGUGGCCAAUAUACCACGAUAAGGCACAAGGGAGUGUGGUAUGUGGCCAAUAUACGUGGUAUAUUGGGUAUAUUGGGCAUAUAUCACAAGCCCCCCCCCCCCCC